Rhizophagus irregularis DAOM 181602=DAOM 197198 is the source of this 2298-nucleotide messenger RNA. The record is from RefSeq and is a predicted model, not a curated record. Lineage: Eukaryota; Fungi; Glomeromycota; Glomeromycetes; Glomerales; Glomeraceae.
UCUCGUCUAAUAAUAAAAAAUUUACCAAAAAAUUUAACCGAUAAUAAAUUUCGGGAACAUUUUUCUUCGAAAGGUCAAGUAACUGAUGCAAAAAUAAUAAAAACAAGUGAUGGUAGAUCUCGUUGUUUUGGCUUUAUUGGUUAUCGUUCAGAACAAGAAGCAAAUGAUGCACUAAAAUAUUUUAAUAAUACUUUCAUAUUCACUUCAAGAAUUACAGUUGAACGUGCUAAACCUGUGAAUGAUUCAUCACUCCCUAGACCUUGGAGUGCACACAGUACUGGUUCUUCAAGAUAUGAAAAGAGUCACCAACAGCAAAAACCUGAUGAUAAACUAGUGGAUGACAAUGUUAAAGCAACUAAAGAUAAAAAGAAAUCAAAGUCAAAAAUCUCAAUUGUAGAUGAGAAUAAUGAAAAAUUACAUGAAUUUUUAGAAGUUAUGCAGCCAAGAUCAAAAUCUAAAACUUGGGCAAACGAUGAUUUAACAACUUUAGAUUCACAACAUGGAAAAAAGUCUAAAAUAGGAAAUGAAAACAAAUCUGUAAAAAAAAAUGCAAAAUCUGAAGAAUCAGAUGAUGAACUUUAUCAAGAUUUACGAUAUAAAACUAAGGAUAAAAAGAAGAAAGAGGAAGAUGAGGAGGAGGAAGAAGAAGAUGAUGAUGAUGACGAUGAAGAAGAAGAAGAUGAUGAUGAUGAUAGUGAUAAGACGAAUAAUAAUUCAAACCAUCAAACCACUGACGUGCCACCUGAAGAAUCUAUAGGUGAAACUGGUCGUUUGUUUGUUAGGAAUCUACCCUACAUUUGUACAGAAGACGAUUUACGAAGAGAGUUUGUCAAGUUUGGUCCACUUGCUGAAGUUCACAUGCCAAUUGAUAAAGAAACUAAGAAACAAAAAGGUUUCGCUUAUAUCCUUUAUCAUAUUCCUGAGCAUGCCGUCAAGGCUUUUAUAGAACUUGAUAACAAAUUUUUUAUGGGUAGAUUAUUACAUAUUAUACCUUCAAGAGAGAAACCUCAGUCGCGUGAUUCUGAUCCAACAGAGAGAGAUGAAACUAAAAGCACAAGCCACAACGAUUCGAUUGCUGAAUCCAUCGCAAAUAGAUUUAACAUAAAAAAAUCCGAUAUUUUAGAUCCAGAAAGUGACAAUAUGUCUGCUCGCCUCGCUCUUGCGGAAACACAUAUUAUACAAGAAACAAAAGCAUAUCUUGCAGAGAAUGGAAUAUUCUUAGAGUCCUUUGGAAAAAAAGAAAGAAGUAACAAUGUUAUUUUGAUAAAAAAUAUUUCGUACAGUGCCACCAAAGAAGAUUUACAACAAUUAUUUGGAUGGUAUGGAGAAAUUGGUCGGUUAAUAAUACCACCGGCUCAAACACUUGCUGUAGUAGAAUUUUCACAUCCAACUGAAGCUAAAAAUGCAUUUACAAAUCUUGCCUAUAAGAUGUUUAAAGGAGUUCCGCUUUACCUAGAAAUGGCACCUGUUAACGUCUUUAAAAAUGAUGAUUCUAAAGAAGAUGAAUCAUCUAAACAAGAAAAGAAAAAAGUGUUGUCUUCUAAUGACCUUGUUGAACCAACACUUAAUGUGGAUGAUGAUAACAUUGAUGUUAAAUCUGAAGUAAAUGUUACUUUAUUUGUAAAAAAUUUAAGUUUUGAUACUACAGAGGAAGGGUUAAAGAAUGUAUUUAAAAAUACACCUGGUAUGAAAUCUACAAAAAUAAAAAUGAAAAAUGAUCCAAAAAACCCUGGUAAAAAAUUAAGCAUGGGAUUUGGAUUUAUUGAAUAUGAUAAUAUAAAAAAUGCAAAGAAUGCUUUGAAAGUUAUGCAGAAUUAUGAGCUCGAUGGUCAUGCAUUACAAUUGAAAUUUUCGAAUCGUGGAGUAGAUGUUGUACAACAAAAACGUAAAGAGGAUGAGAAUCAAGAGUCAACUAAAAUUAUAGUUAAAAAUUUAGCCUUUGAAUCAACAAAAAAAGAAGUCAAGGAGCUAUUUAGUUCUUACGGGCAAAUUAAAACACUUCGUUUACCAAAAAAGUUUGAUGGUACAUCACGUGGUUUCGCUUUUAUAGAAUUUUUAACGAAACGCGAUGCAAGAAAUGUUAUGGAAAAUCUGCGUGAUACUCAUUUAUUAGGUAGACAUUUAAUAUUGGAAUAUGCUGAAGUUGAUAAAGAUGUUGAGGAAUUAAGAGAGAAAGUUGGUAGAGAGUACAUUGCUGAUAUAGAAGGUGGUGAUGGCAGAAUGAGAAAAAGGAAAAAAGUUGACAUGGAAGAUUGGAAGGAAAGUCAUCGAGAUGAUAAUGAUUAUAUGGAGGAAUAA